Molecule: messenger RNA, 2699 nt
Organism: Saccostrea echinata
Lineage: Eukaryota; Metazoa; Mollusca; Bivalvia; Ostreida; Ostreidae
Product: protein DD3-3-like
Exons: 14
Coding region: 179-2467 (762 amino acids)
Source: RefSeq, a predicted model, not a curated record
GUGUAAACGGUGUAUACGAUAAUUUACUGUGCUUGCGAUACUUAUCUACGUCACAGGGUGUCCAGUUUCCCUAAUUUGGGGUUGGAUGAAAUUACUGCUUGAUUUAAAUAUUGACACACCUCGAAUACAGAGACUGAAGCAAAUUUUUAAGUAGACUGUGUGUGAAGUCAAAGACAAAAUGAGUAACUUUCACUUUGUCUUGUUGACUGUUUGUCUUGUUUUAUGGAAGUCUGUGAGAGCUGAUGUUUAUUUACAUAAUCCAAGGGGAGGUAACAACAGGUUGGAUGAAGAAAACAGAAAUGUCCAGAAUAAUAAAAGGAUGUUUGACUCUCAGAACAACAAUAGAGGGGGAUACAAUGUUGGGUCACUCUACUACUACGUGGGGUCAACCCUACAGAUAGAAUGGACAAACCAGCAUUCAUGCAGUAACCCUAACAGCCAUUGUGAGAUAAUUCUACAGUAUAUGUGUGACGACCAGCUCAGGGAUGGUGCCUCCACAAAUACUAUACCCACCAAUCCAGAUGAUUGUCGACUGGGAAACUGCAAUACAGAUAAAGAAUAUGGCAUGAACGAGAACUAUGAAUAUUACCUUAAUUGUCGGUCACGACAACGCAACAAAGGGCUAUUUAUAGCAGACCAGAAUCUGAAUAACAGAAACAGGGCAGUCAACACUCGACAGAAUCCCAAUGGUCAGCGCUAUGGUUACGAGUGCCCAGAGGAGCGGGAUUAUUACCCUUACUGGGGCCCCACACCUUGGAUGGAUAUUGCUGUUCUGACUAAUGAUGCCACCAGAUGUCCUUAUUACAAAGCUGAGAGUGCCAACGUCAAACCCCGGUACGGCUGUGUGAUGCCAGCAGAGGUUCUCCAAGAAAACCUUGGCAGAAUCACCCUCCCCAACACUAAAGAGGCUUGUGAGGUGUACAGAUACCCCAGUAACGACCCCAAUGGUGUAUUGGCAGAGUGGAAGGAGGUCCCUGCCUUUGGUAUCGAGGCCCCAGACUGCCGUGAGACCCAGUUCUCUAGAGACAAUCACCUAGGUAACGGGAUCGGAGGUCACGCCCUGGUCUUCAACUGGACUGUGCCCAAUACUGUUCACGAGAAUUGUGCCAUGAGAAUAAGGUACAAUAUUUCCACUGGUGACUACAAUGGCUGGAACACUACGUAUGAUACAGAUGUGGAUGCUCAGUUGGCUGACAAAGUCGGAUUGUCUGAAAAUGAGGCUAACCAAAGGGGCUUCCUGUUUGAAAACAACCCUGAAGUUAAAGUCUUCAACGAUGCGAACUUUGAACUCCAGCUUGCUGUAAACACAGCACAAUUUGGUCGUACAUUUGAGGACAGGUCUUUUGCUUUUGCCAUUCGCCCCCGCCCGGCCAGUACCGUGGGAAGAACAAUCUCCAAUCUCAAUGUACGAGGGAAGAGAGGAAACAUUGUACAGGUGUACCCAUCUGUAGAAUACGACUUUGUACCCAACAACCUGGAGAUGGGAACCUCAAAUUACAUACAUAUACAAUGGACAGGCUCCAAUACUAACAACCCAAACAAUGACGGCAAUGGACAGGCCAGGUCAGAUAGGAACAAUAUUGUCCAGCUUGGAGAUCCGACCUAUGAUGAGGGCAGUCUGACCAGAUUUGGCCCCGGGGCAGUGUACGGAAAAUAUGGAGUGAAUUAUCCAGCACAUGCUGUCAACUCAUCUUUCCUUGGUCUUAGUCAAGAAGAUCUGCUGCACCUGGCAUUUAAUUCUCCAGGACAUUUUGGAGGUGAACUCUCCCAACUGGAUGAUGCGGGUACUUAUUUUGAUCUUGGUCUCCGUAUGAUUUCCCAGGAAGGGACGUACCACUACAUGUGUACUCGUAACAAUGACUUCUCCAAUCGAGAUCAAAAGGGGAGGAUCACGGUUUUACCCUACCUCACAGGAAACCAGGCCAUUGGCUGGGGAGGUGGAACAUUGGCUUUAGCUGAUAAUAGAGCCAAGGUGAUGGUCGGGCAAGGUGUUUUCGCCACUCUACAGACCCUACAAAUGGAGGAGUGGUCCCCCGAACAGGCAGUAGGGAGUGGGUCACUGAGGAGUGAACCAGUUGGAGAUGACUACGCCAGUAACUUUGUUGUCAUCCGACCAGAGACUGUGGUGACACAGAAUGGCGCCACCUUUACCAUUCAGAUGCAGGUAGAUCCUGAUGCCAGUAAUGUGGAAAUUUACCGCUCCAAAUUCCAGGAUAUGGCCAGCUGGACAAAGAUCCCAUCCUCAGUUAACGGAGGAACCGCCAGCUUCCAGGUGGACCAAGGUGGUGUCUACGUGGCCAGGUCCCACCAGAACCUGGGUCCCAUCAUUGGUAUCGCAGUUGCUGGAAUUGUUUUGGCUUUGGUUGUGGUAGCUACUAUUGUGUAUUUUAGACGAAAUCCUGACAGAUUUCAGAAAUUGAAGAGCGGUGCUAGGAAAGCAGAGAGAUCUGUUCAAAACAAAGUGUAAAUUAAGAGACAGGGGAUUGCAAAUGGCAUUACAUUUUAAAUGUUCAUUUCUGGUUCAUCAGAAUUUUUUUCUGCUCAGGUUGCUGUAUUAGAAUUUAUAACAUCUUUCAAAAAAAAAAAGUGUUCAUUCUUUAGUCAUUCGAUUAGAAGUCAUACUGUAUUACGAAUACAGUUAUAUGUAAAUGGUGUACAAAUUUUUAUAUUUUCAGUCUUUUUUAAUGAGAUUGAUUCUU